Anas platyrhynchos (mallard) is the source of this 3176-nucleotide messenger RNA. NCBI's taxonomy places the organism in Eukaryota, Metazoa, Chordata, Aves, Anseriformes, Anatidae. The record is from RefSeq and is a predicted model, not a curated record.
CUUACUUUUUCUUUUUUUUGGAUGUUCAGUAAAAAUCAAAAUGCCUGGAAGAUUGCUGUUGUGUAAGUGCUUGCCAAAAAAAUGCUGAAAACUAUAAUAAGAACAAUGUUGUACCUAUAGCACUAAUACUACAGUGGCAGAAAAGAGCAGUAACACAAAUUAAGUUAGUCACAGAUCCCCAAGAAGCACAAUAGGAAAAAUCAUGGUCAUAGUUACGCAGGAUAACUGAGAAAUGAAUGUAGAAAAUAGGAGCCAGGUGUUACUGGAGUAGAGCAAUUUUAGAGCUGAUCUGUUAAUAUAGCUUGCACCUGGAAGUUGCUCUCUUUCAGUGCCCCAGACUCAAGUAUGUGUGCAUCUCAGACCAAACUGACUGAAGCAGCUAAACACCUCAUCAGAAAAAUGUGCCCAGCUGGGUGACAGGGCAGAAGAUUCCCCUAGUUCUCCAAGGUGCUGUUGAAAAUGCCAUGUUUUGGUGUGCUUUUUAUUCAGCCUCUCAAAGUGCAGAAAGAUCCAUGGGAGGGAAUUUUUGGCACAGGGCAAACCCCAAAUGAAAAAAAUCAGUCCUCUAUGGUGCAGUUUUGUUCUCCCCCUGUUCCCUAGAGUUCAGGAAGCAUUCGGACAACACUCUCAGGCACAAGGUCUGAAUUUUGGGUGGUCCUGUGCAGACCCAGGAGAUGGACUCGACGAUCCCUAUGGGUCCCUUCUAAUUUGGGAUAUUUUGUGGUUUUGUGAUUCCCCAGACUCCAGAGAUGGUAAUACAUCAGAGGCUGAAUGGAGGAAGGAACCAGAGGCUGGGAAGAGCAGUUGAUUGGUGAGGCAGCCCUGAGACUGCUGCUUAAAUCCGUGGCCUCACAUUUAAACAUUUCCAGGCUUAACACACCCCCCAAGCUUGCUGGGGUACAGCCCUGCCCUCUCAGGACACCUGGUCCUUCCACAGCGCCUCACCCCAGGAGUGCUCGCCCCAGCCCUUCCCUCCUCCAUGACCCGUUUUGCUGGGCUGCCCGUGCCCGCCCCGCCAUGGCAGAGCGUUACCAGGUAACACAAGCAGGCAACAUGGCAGCCUCUGCCCCAGCGGGGGCAGAAGAGCAAGAAGAGCAGAGAGGGGAUGAGGAGGAAGGCGGCAGCGAGGUGGGAAGGAGGCGCCAGCCUCCCGUCUCCUCCCUGUCUGCCUUCAGCUACAUCCCACCUAGGCGAGACGGCCCCGCGAAGCUCAGCUACUUCUACCGAGAGGCCCAGGCAGAGGGGGUUUCCACUUAUGAUUCCAUUUUUAAAAGACCAGAGGGUUACAACAAAAAACUUCACCGAUGUGACAGAGAACACUCAAAGAGUCUUGGUCUUCAUGUUAACGAUGAGGAAGGAAAAUCAAAGAGAGCUCAUGCAAAGGAGAGGUCAGAAGACCAUGGACAUGCCUGGAAAAGGCUCACUGAAACCAAAGCAUUAAAGGACAGCAGAAUCUGGAUUUAGUGUGGAGCCUGAUGGCUAAGGAAGUAUGCAGACACAUUUUUAAACAGAUGCCUUGAAAAUAGAAAUACUGUAAUAGAUACAUAUAUAUAAAUAUAUUUUUCCAUGCAGCAUCUGAAUAAUACACAUUACAUAUAUACAUAUAUAUACACACACAGACAAUCAUAGAGGCAGAGGAUGUCCAAAACCAGAUAAAAUGCAACCUCCAUGUGUUAAUGGCCUCAAAAUUGCAGAGGGUUCAUGGAAUGGAAAGAGGGGAGUAAGGUAAGAGUGGUUGCUUGUAUUAGAUAUGAUAGAAAUGGAAGAAGGAAGAGAGAGAGAAAGUUAAAAUUACUGUAAUUGCUAGGUAAUAAAACUGUUGAAAAUUUGGGACAAAGGCCACUGCUUGUAAUUCAUCUUACUAGCAGCUAUAUAUGCCAGACAUUUCAGUGCACAAUCAUAGUCCCCUUCAACUCCAUCAGAUACUGCAGGGAGCAUUAGGUGCACCCAAGGGAAUCAUAGAAGUGCCCAUUACCAUCCUUGCUCAUGCUCAGCAACAAAACUGUAAAUCUGCACGAGACCAAAAGCCAUGUAAAUGACUAAUGAAAAAUGAGCUUUUUUGUUUAAACUAAACCAAGCUGAUCCCACCACCACCCACAGUCCCAAACCCAAAUCCACCUGUGAAGUUUGUUUAGAAAGAGUUUUUCUGUUAGUGCAAAUCUUAGGUUUUUAACUGAGAUCUUGUGUCCCUUCAGUAUCAGCAAAACUCACUUUCCUGAAAGUUUGCUUGCUAAAGCACACGCUUUUGGGUCAGCAUGCACACUAGCCCUGCUGGGCAGUGCAUGCAAGUGACUCGGCCUGGGAACUGUUCUGAACAGGUGUCCCUUAAUCCAGCCCCUUAAUUAGCGUGGAGGCACAUCAAAACCACAGCUGUUAAAUGUUGCAACACGAUCCUCACACACACACGUGAUGAUGCCCAACACUGGACUUACCCGUAACUAAAUGCAGGUCACGUACUCAACUCCUGCUCCUCAAUUACCUCAAUGGCCCCCACUGACUUUAUAUAAUACUAACAAUUUUAUAAAACAUAAUAAAUAAAAAUGCCCAAAUCAACAUCUCUCUAGUACAGCACUGAGACGGGCGGAAUCCACCACAGUGCACUUCUUUCUUUGAAGAGGAAAAAGCCUGAACCACUGCAAGUUAGCCCUUCGUUCCCUGCAGAGAGCGUGGGUGCACCCAGGGAACCCAGCAGCACAAUCACAGACACAGUUUAGCUGCACAUAAUGCAGUGACUGCAGAGAGAGUGUUUGCACAUGGUUGCUAUUGCUGAUUUCAAGUGUUAACAGUGGUAGAAUUACACACUGUGAGGGCAUGUAAUGGGAUGCUUCCCAGCCAGCUGUUGGAAAAAAUUAUAUCUGCUGAAUACAGAACCCACAAAAAUCAUGACAUGCAGCUCUGAGGAGAAGGGCCUGGGGAUGUUGGUUGAUGAGAAGCUUGAUGUGAGCCAGCAAUGUGCUCUUGCAGCCCAGAAAGCCGCCCAUAUCCUGGGCUGCAUCAAAAGAAGCGUGGCCAGCAGGGCAAGGGAGGUGAUUUUCCCCCUCUGCUCUGCUAUUGUGAGACCCUACCUGGAGCACCGCAUUCAGCUCUGGGGCCCCCGGUACAAGAAGGACAUGGACCUGUUGGAGUGAGUCCAGAGGAGGCCCAUGAGGAUGAUCAGAAGCCUGGAGCGCCACUCC